Prorocentrum cordatum is the source of this 918-nucleotide messenger RNA. The record is from the annotation of a GenBank genome assembly. Lineage: Eukaryota; Dinophyceae; Prorocentrales; Prorocentraceae.
GAGCCAGGCCGCGGCGGCGGACGUGCCCGAGACAGGCGGUGGCGCUCCCCCGCCCUGGGGCUGCGCGGCUGCCCCGUCGCCGCCGCAGGAGCGACGCACGCGCCCAGCAGUCUUCCACUACAUGCUCAGCAGCCGGCGCCGCUGCUGCCGCGGGCCGCCUCGCCGCGCCGGCGCUGCCUCGGGGAGCUCGGCCGCCUCGGCCCCCGCGCCAGCGCGGCGGCCGCCCCGGCGGGGGCACAGGGCGCCCUGGGCAGCCACUUCGACAGGCAGCGGGGCGCCAGCGGAUGGUGCCCCAGGAGCCUCGAGGAGGCGGCCGCGGAGGAUGCCGAGGAGGAUAAGCCUGAGAUGUUCGAGGGCGCCGACGCGGCGGACGAGGACGUGGCGACACCCCGGCGGUGGCCCGCGGCGGCAGCGGAGGACUGCGCGGCGCCCUCGUCGACGGGCUCUGCCGGCCACCCGGAACAGUGCGGGCCGCCCUGCAAGUACGUCAGGAAGACCAGGGGUUGCAAGGAGCGGUUGGGCGGCAGGCCUCCACUCGUGCACACCUGCAAGGACAAGCUGGACGCAAAAGUCGAUAUGCUGCCGAUGUACGCCCCUGCGGUCUGCAACGGCCUUCUCGUCGGCAUGCUGCGCAUGACGAUGGGGGACCUCGACAAUGCGAUUGUUGUCGACCAUGGCCACAGGGACUCCAAAGGUGCUCAGCUCACGCUGAUCACCGCGGUGGAGCUGCUCUUCCUGAUUGUGCCGCCCCGCUCCCUGGUGGUGCUGGUGCCCUUCUUCCUGACGGAGCGGGCCAUUGGAAGUACCGGUACAAGUGUCCCCGUCUCCAACCACCCAUCGGCCUCCAUCCUCUUCGGGAGCGUCUAUCACAAGAAGGACCUCCGCUACCAGCUCAUCCACUUCUACUUCUACCUGUGA